AUGUUGGGACUCCGCCCUUGGCAGGAAGAGCUCGGGUUGCAGGGCAGGCCGCGAGUGCCGCCGGGCCAACCCGGGGGUGGCGACGCCACCGCGCUCCUCCAACCCCGGAGUUCCCGCCCGCGUUCAGGGCUGGCUCAGCCUUGCUGCUGCUUUUGGCUGCUUUCUAGCCCCGGAAUGUUUUUUUACAGCAGGGAAGGGCAGUUUCUCUGUCCCUGUGCGGGUGGCCGACUCCCUGCGCCCUACAAGGGUUUGCAGAUUGCCACAGCACGUGACAUACACUACCCACUGGAUGGUAACACCUUUUUCAGUAAUUUAUGUUUUCUUCUUAAGCGCGUGUUUAAAUUCGUGGUCGGGGAGGGAGCUAAAUCAGUUAUAUCUUUUAAGAGCAAAAGUGGUUGUAUAGUUGACAGUGAAGCUGACCCACCCCUGACAAGAGUUCCACCAUCUGAGACAGGCCAGGAACUUGGCAAUACGAAUAUUGUCCCUGACACUAGAGGACAGGGAGAUCUGGAUCUUUCUUCUGUGGGGCAGGACCGGGCUCUGGCUGCCAGUGAAGAUAAUGAGGCCUUGGGAAGAAUUCCUCGUGAUUUUGACUCCUGUGAAUCUGGCUCGGAAGCUGAAAAACAGAACCAAGCCCUGGAAAUCAGCACAGAGGAACAAGAUAUUGAAGCCAACAAGCACAUACCUGAAAAAUCAGAAAACCUCCAGGGCAAUUUAAAAGGUGCGUGUGCCGGAGGGCAGUGGGUGGAGCUUCUCGGAUUCCGCAGGAAGUGCGGGGCCUCCCGGGGAGCUCCACACAUUUCUCCGCCUCAUCCUGGUUCCCCUCCAUGGCAUGCGGGUUCUUCCGUUUCCUCCGGUAGCUGGGCUACAAGCUGCAGAAGCAGUCCCGGCGGAGAGGAAAGGCCGCCUGGCAGGGGCGUGCGGCCACGAGGGAGGAGGAGCGCAGGGGACCGCGAGGCGGCUCCGCCUCCUCAUGGCGGCCUACCUCCCGUCCCCCCGCGCCAGCCGCUUCCCUCCCGCCCGGACCGCGCUCCGCCGGAGUCUGAGCCCACCCGCGGUCCUUCCGUGGAGACCCCGGCCCUAGAGCUGACGGCAGCCGCCCGGCUGUUGGUCUCUGGAGGACUUCUGUGGAGCCGGCCCUCCGGCCACGACUCCCGUCGACAGGACCAGGGAGAGCCCUGCCCUUUUAUCCUGGCAAAGGCUCUCCUAGAGAGUAUUGUUACUUUUGUACCUCUGCUACCUCGUGUUGAAAGCAUUUUCACCAACCUUCUGGAAAAACUCAGACAUCCAAAAGGUAUCACUCACUCAGCCAACCCUUCCUUCAUGUUGAGCUGCUCAGGAGAGCAAUGUCCAGACCAUCCAAGCUCUAUCCCCAGAAUACAGGGUCCUCUGAGGGAUCAGAUGAGACUGUUGAUUUCAGGUUCGGUGUCCACCUUGAGCAGAGGACUUCUGAGAACACUAAGUGGAGAUUCCACAACAAAAUCCUUCCUUGAGUUUCUCAGAGAAGGAAAUGGUUUGCCAGGUUUGGAGAGUUACCUAAAGAGAAGCAGAAGAGUGAAAGAAGCUGAAUUCUACUCUGAAAAAGUGAUGAAUCCUUCCUUGUGUUUCUUGGACCCUUUGGAAACGUGCUCUAUACAUUUCAGGGAUUCAUUACGUCCUGCCAUGGUCUUGGGAGGGGGCAGACAUGGGAUGGGGAUGUAAGUGACGGCCUUGGGAGGAGGCCACAGAGGGUAUUGUGAAGUCAUGGGUGGGGUGAGGUGAGGGGGAGCAGGCUUCAG
This is a messenger RNA of Nycticebus coucang (slow loris), 1778 nucleotides long. RefSeq lists its product as uncharacterized. The coding region runs from base 1 to 1701 and encodes 566 amino acids. Lineage: Eukaryota; Metazoa; Chordata; Mammalia; Primates; Lorisidae. The transcript has 8 exons. The record is from RefSeq and is a predicted model, not a curated record.